AUGCCAGAAUCAACUAGCAAUACCAACUUGGACCUCACAUCCACCGUCGCCCUCGUCACAGGCGGCUCAAACGGCAUCGGCGCUGCCGUGGUCACACGGCUCAACAGCGCAGGCGCAACGGUGAUAAUCGUCGAUCUGGAAUCGACAAAAUCAAGCGCAAAGACCCUCAUUUCCUCACUACCGUCACCAAACAAUGCAGUAUUCAUGCCGGCGAACAUCGCAGACUGGGUGCAGUUACGAAGCGUAUUCAGCGCCGCGCGGACACGGUUUGGCCGCCUGGAUUUCGUCAUUGCGAAUGCGGGGACGAUGGAGCAUCAACCUGUUCUUGAGGAUACCUUUGAUGAGCAGGGGGAGCUGGAGGAGCCGCGGGAUGCGUAUCGGGUGAUCGAUGUGAAUCUCAAGGGGAGUUUGAAUACCCUAAAACUCGCCCUCCACCACCUAAAAUCCUCGUCACCCCUUCCCACCACAUCCCCCCGCAUAUCCCGCUCAAUAACCCUCCUCGCCUCCACAGCGGGCUACUUUGACGGCGCCGGCACAACAGCCUACACAUCCUCGAAACACGGCGUCGUCGGCCUCCUGCGCUCCUCGCAAUCCGAAGCCGCGAAACACCGCAUCCGCGUCAAUGCCAUCGCCCCCUUCUUCACGACAACACAUCUCACCAGUGGGAUCGCCGAGAAGUGGGUUGCCGCGGGGCUCGAGGUGAAUAGUCCCGCGGCGGUUGCGAAGAUCAUUGUGGAUGUUGCGACGGAUGAGAAGAGGAGUGGGGAGGGGGUGUUGGUUGCGGGGAGGUUUGUGCGGGAGUUGGAGAAUUCGAGGAUGGGUGUUUUGGGCGGGUGGGUUGGGGAGGAUGUAAAGGAGUUUAUGGGGAGGGCGGGGGCGUUCUUUGAGAAGAUUGGAGGGUAUGUGUUGCCUGGGCCGAGGUGA
Molecule: messenger RNA, 924 nt
Organism: Aspergillus calidoustus
Lineage: Eukaryota; Fungi; Ascomycota; Eurotiomycetes; Eurotiales; Aspergillaceae
Source: the annotation of a GenBank genome assembly